Messenger RNA from Cadophora gregata, 1716 nucleotides. It is a transcript of the gene EPL1, whose product is annotated as Enhancer of polycomb-like protein 1. Bases 1 to 1716 code for a protein of 571 amino acids. The transcript is spliced from 3 exons. Gene Ontology annotation, cellular component: piccolo histone acetyltransferase complex. Gene Ontology annotation, biological process: regulation of transcription by RNA polymerase II. The record is from RefSeq and is a predicted model, not a curated record. NCBI's taxonomy places the organism in Eukaryota, Fungi, Ascomycota, Leotiomycetes, Helotiales, Ploettnerulaceae.
AUGGCUCCUAAUAAGAAUCCCGGGCGAAGAGAAGUUCGUCAAAGGAAGCUUGCAAAGACAACACCCCAACAUGUCUUCAGAGAAGAUGAAUUUGACGCCGAUGAUUACAGUUCACUAUUGAAUGUCUAUCAAGGUGGUCCAUCUGGGGUGGAGGCGGCCGAAGAGAAAGAAUAUCAUUUACAAGCUGCACUAAGAACCACAACCAGUGCAACUGCCAAGGAGGUCGAAGAGAUUCCAGCGCCUCCUGCUGAAGAGGGUAAAGACAUCGAUUAUGACGCCCUCUACAGCCUGGAAUACCAUAAACCAGCCACAUACAUCCGUACCUCCCAAACUGUCGAGGAGUGUACUGGUGUCCAGUACAACAUGACAACAGAGGAUGAUGUCUUUCUCAAAGCACAUAACCAGAAGAAGCCGCAAGCAGCGAAGUGUACCGAGGAUGAUUUCGAGAAGUUGAUGGAGAUUUUCGAGGACAAGCAUGACUCCGAGAUUCCUUUUGCAUCAGUAGAUGGUACCAUCUUACCCUUUGAAGAUCACAAGUCUCUCAUCGCCCAGCGAUUUCAAGGCAGGAAUGUCGCUUUCGCAAAGGAUGUUUUUGAGUACUGGAAGAGUCGUAGACAAGCCUCGGAUAAUCAUCCGCUGCAACCAAAACUCAAGGAGGAAGUUGACCAAAACAAAGAUGACGCUGAUCCAUAUGUCUGCUUCAGACGUCGGGACGUUCGACAGACCAGGAAAACGAGAGCUCGUGACACACAGAGUGUAGACAAGUUGAAGAGACUGAGAAGGGAACUGGAGGCGGCUAAUGAGAUAGUCGUACUCGCGCAUGACAGAGAGGUGUCGAAGCAGCAAUUCGUACAUCUUGAAAAGACUAUCUUCUUGGAACGAGCUAAGGUCAAAGAAGCUAAGGUCAGACUUGGCAUCAAAACAGACGACGAUGAUCUCCUAAUCAACCAACGUCCACAGAAGAGGAAGAUAGCCGACUUUGCUCAACCACCCCGCCUGCCUGGGUCGCAGAUGCGCUUCCAAGGAAGACCAGAUGGCAAAGCCCUCGACGCUGACCUCAUUUUGCUGAGUGACAUAGUGGCCCAAAAGGAAAAUGCUCUUCAGAUAGAGAUCGAAGAGAAAGCCCAGCAACACCGCAAAUGGAACUUGGGCCAUGUUGAUCUGACUCGAGAGCCACUGUCACCAGUCCAUGGACAAGGUGCUGAGAUGGGUUUCCGACCUGCCACAGCUCAGUAUCAGUAUCUGAUGACUCCUCCAUCUUCCGUGACAUCAGAGUCCUUCGACCACCUCUCUCCGGUCCAGGAAAAAUCUGAGCCCUUCUCGUUCCGAUAUGGUUCUCCUCCAGAAGAAGAUGAGCCCCGUGGGCAGCCAGCUUAUCGAAGAAGAAUCGGUAGAGGUGGCCGACUUUGGAUCGACCGUAGAGGAAUGGCUGCUCCACAGAGGGGAGUAGAUACAGAAAUGUCCGAUCGCUGGAAGUAUGACCAAGAUGACGAUGAUGAGCAACCGGUGUACGAGGUAGAUCCUUAUGACACGAAAGCUCUUCGAUUUCGUGCAACCAUACCCUUUCCUGCUCACCUGAAUCCACAAAAUCAGCGUUCUCGACAAGAUGAGCGAUCGAUCCAGCAAGCUAGAAACACUGGCAUCAGUCCAGCAAAUCGAGUAGUUGCGACAGGACAACAAACGUCUGCGCAACCACAACCUCAAGCGCCGACUUGA